UUCGUUCAUUCAAUUCCACCCUCCUCCAUGGCUUCUUCUCUACAUAAAGCACCUCAUGAGUUGAACUGGCGAGGAGGAGUAGAGGACCAUGAAGACGACUCUCCACCCGGAAUCAAUUGGUCCGCGCUUCAGGAAUAUGCCGUUGCAAUCAAACAAGCACAAUGCAAAAAAGGCACAACAUCACCCUUGACCUGCACGCUACUCCCCCAAUAUAACAAGGGGGGCUCCCACCUCGUCAGGGCACUCCAAUUCAACGACAGCACCAUCUGGAUCGCCCGCAUUCUUAUGCAACCUUCCAGCAGCGAGGAAUCAGGCCAAACACUUCGCCACGAAGUCCCCACGCUGUCGAUUCUCCGGAGCAGGAAAGUCCCAGUCCCGGAAGUAUAUGCGUAUGAGGAGAGUCCUGACAAGAACGCCGUGGGCGCGGCUUUCAUCCUCAUGGAAUACAUCCCGGGCGAUACUGCAAUGGAUGCGUUUGGUGGAUGGGCACUGCAUAAAGGGGAGAUCCCGGCUUGUUAUAAAACCGGGUUUUAUCGGCAGGUUGCUUGUGUUCAGACGAGAGUUGCUUCAAUCAGAUUUCCCAAAAUAGGGAGGAUCACGCAACAUGUUGACGACGACGACGGAUCUACAUCGUACACUGUUGAGGCUAUUCCCGGAAUCGGAGGACCGUUCUCGACAGCGGCAGACUAUCUGGAAGCAUGGGCCCGCGCCGCGAAAUUCCCCGUGUCAGGCCGCCACCUCGACGCCAUGCUACCCCCCAAAUACAAAACCGAACUGCAAUUCUCCAUCGCAGACUUCCCGGCCAAGCUCCGCGCCCUAGCCCGCUCCCUGCCCCUCCAAGACGGACCAUUCCCACUCUACCACCCGGACCUCUUCCACAGCAACAUCAUCGUCGACAGCGCGUGUAAUGUUCUGUCAUUCAUUGACUGGCAAGACGCAUGCACGGUGCCGUGGGAGGUGGUGCAGUACCCGAUGUUUCUGGCUACGACGCCGGUGGCUAUGGACGCGCCGUGGAAUUAUGGCGAGGGGGGUGAGCCGCUUGUGCCGGAGAUUCGGGAGCAGUGGGCGGAGCAAGGGGAGUACUUGCAGUUUGUGAGGCAGGCAGAGCAAGAUGAAGGAUUGGAUGGUAGAUUCUCGUCUACGCUGGCAGAUGGGCGGGCGCAGGGGCUGGCGGGCGCGGUGAAGCUGUACUUGGAUCCGGGGAAGAUUGGGUUUUAUUGUAGGGUUUUGGAGGCGUUUGGAUGAGAGGGUUUGGUUUGGUUGUGGGAUGGGCAUCGGGAUGGUUGUAGGGGAGGAGUUGGGGGGUUGAGGAGCUGUGGAUGAUGUAAAUAUUGUCUUUUUGCAAGGGGUGAAUUGGUAUAGAUGUGCUUUCAUGGGAGCUGGAAAUCAUUAUAAUGGUAAGUACUACCUUUUACUUGAGAUGAGACUCGUAUGUGACAAAGGUGUAUUUGAAGAAAGAAAUGUAUAUAAGAGGAUACAAGUAGAGACAAUACACAUAGAUAUAAUCGUUAUAAGGUCGGGAUAGAGAGAAGAGCGG
Pseudovirgaria hyperparasitica is the source of this 1537-nucleotide messenger RNA. RefSeq lists its product as uncharacterized. The record is from RefSeq and is a predicted model, not a curated record. The coding region runs from base 28 to 1245 and encodes 405 amino acids. The transcript is spliced from 2 exons. NCBI's taxonomy places the organism in Eukaryota, Fungi, Ascomycota, Dothideomycetes, Acrospermales, Acrospermaceae.